This is a messenger RNA of Trichosporon asahii var. asahii CBS 2479, 699 nucleotides long. RefSeq lists its product as uncharacterized. Lineage: Eukaryota; Fungi; Basidiomycota; Tremellomycetes; Trichosporonales; Trichosporonaceae. The record is from RefSeq and is a predicted model, not a curated record. Bases 1 to 699 code for a protein of 232 amino acids. Gene Ontology annotation, molecular function: RNA binding. Gene Ontology annotation, biological process: formation of translation preinitiation complex. The transcript is spliced from 4 exons.
AUGUUCAAGAAGUUCAACCCGAAGGAGGACGUGUCGAGCUCGACGUCGCUCAAGUCGAGCGUGCAGCGCAACAUCCGCGGCCAGCUGCUGGAGCAGAUGCCGCUCCUGACCAAGCCGGCGUACCGCGAGGGCGGCGCUGAGAAGAAGGAGGAGGCUGCGCCGGCACCUGCCGCUGAGGCUGCUCCCGCCGCGGAGCCGGAGGAGGAGAAGGGCGGCAAGGGCGGCAAGAAGGGAGGCAAGGGCAAGGGCGGAGGCAAGAAGGGCAAGAAGGCCGACAAGGAGCCCGAGGCUGAGGAGGCCGACGAGGGCGAGGUGCUCGUCAUUGACGAGAUCUGGCCCAAGAAGGAGGCUCUCGGUCUGACCAAGUGCUACAAGAUGCGCCCCCUUUUCUUCAACCACUACGACGGCCCGUUCAUCCCGCACCUCCGCCUGCUGCACAAGUAUCCCGACCUCCUGCCGCAGGUGCAGAUUGACCGCGGCGCGAUCAAGUUCUUGCUCGCCGGCGCGAACAUGAUGGCCCCCGGAUUCCUGAGCAAGGGCGGCAAGCUCCCCGACGGGCUCAAGAAGGACGACGUCGUCGCCAUCAUGGCCGAGGGCAAGGAGAGCGCGUGCGGUAUCGGCAAGAUGGUCGCGAGCACCGAGGAGAUCAAGAAGGCUGGCAAGGGCGUCGCCGUCGAGGUUAUCUGCUGGGUUGGGUGA